This is a messenger RNA of Kwoniella shivajii, 1323 nucleotides long. RefSeq lists its product as uncharacterized. NCBI's taxonomy places the organism in Eukaryota, Fungi, Basidiomycota, Tremellomycetes, Tremellales, Cryptococcaceae. The record is from RefSeq and is a predicted model, not a curated record. Gene Ontology annotation, cellular component: cytoplasm; membrane; intracellular membrane-bounded organelle. The transcript has 3 exons. The coding region runs from base 1 to 1323 and encodes 440 amino acids. Gene Ontology annotation, biological process: phosphorylation; sphingosine biosynthetic process.
AUGAACCAGGAUCAAGAGACUCUCCAUAUCAUCGUGAACCCUGUCGCAGGUCAUGGCCAAGGACCCCACUUCGUCGAAGAGAAUGUCAUACCUAUCCUCAGACAUCUCUUGAUCCCCUACCAGAUCCACACCACUUCUUCACCUGGCGAUGCAGGCAACAUAGGUCAAUAUUUGACUCGAUCAUUCGAUGGAGGUGCUACUAUCAGGUUGGCGAUAGUGGGAGGAGAUGGAACUUUCCAUGAAUUGAUAGAAGGCGUUCAAGAUGUGACAGGGAUCAAAUGGGAAGUUGUCUUAUUACCUUUUGGUACUGCAAAUGCAUUAUUCUCAUCUUUAUUCCCACCUUCCACUCCCCUAUCUCCCUCGUCUCUCGACCUCAUAUCGUCUAUGCCUUUCCCUCUUUCUGAUGGAAUCCAACACCAACUCUCCUCAUUAUUCUCUUAUCUGACCAAGAGCCCUUCCAUCAAUCUACCUAUCACUCAAACCACCCUCUCUACUAAAGCUGCGAUCUGUGAGAAGUUCUCUUCUCACGUGGUACUUUCAACUUCACUCCACGCUGCUAUCCUUCACGACUCAGAAGCGUUAAGGGAGAGUCAUCCAGGAACAGAAAGGUUCAAAAUUGCAGCUGCCCAAAAUGCAUCCAAACUUUUCUAUGCGAAUGUAAACCUAUCAUCGAAUUCACAAGCACCAAGUGACGUAGAACAAUGGGAUCCUAAUUCUCAAGAAUGGACAAGGCCAUUCACGAUAUCGAACUCAGUUUCCACUAAAGACGAUAACCAUAAAGAGGGCUCGGCGGAAUGGUAUGUAAAAGGUCCAUUCUCAUAUUUCUUAUCAACCUCGACUGUUGAUAGAUUAGAACCUACUUUUAUGAUUUCACCAUUUACGAAUCUCAAAAGCGAAGGAGAUCAAUUCAUAUAUGUGACCAUGAUUAGACCAUUUAGAGAUCGGUUCAUCCCUUCCAGCAAAAUCGAAGAGAGGAAAGAUAAUCUAUCUAAAAGGGCUUUUGAAAUUGUUGGUUCAGCUUACAAUGCUGGAUCACAUGUCGAUCUCACAUAUCCCGCUUCUCAGGCGGUGGUAGAGGGAGAUGACUCACGCAACGGUAACGGAUUGGAGACAAAAGGUGAAGGUGAACCUGUAGUGGAAGUUUUCAGAUGUACUUCGUUCAAUUGGAACCCCUCGAUUGAACAAAAAUCAGAAGGAUGGGAACAGGGGAAUAACAGACUAGUCUGCGCAGAUGGUGCAUUACAUUCAAUCCCAGAGGGUGGAAGUGCAGAAGUCGAAUUGAGGACGCAGGAGAAGGAUACAGGGUUCUUCGUAUUCGCUUGA